AUGGCGGCGCCGCUCAAUGGGUGCCACGCCCGCAGCAGCGUCACCCGGACGCCGGCAGGGGCGACGCCCCGGCGGACCACGGUGGCCGCGCUUCUCGUAUCAGCAGCUGCGAGAGCUCUGCCCGCACUGUUCCGCAGCGCAGGCGAACACCGCGCGGCCUGUUUCGUGCUAGACGUCAGCCUAGAGACCGCGCCUGGGGCUCUGGAGACGCCGGUAUCGGACAGAGCAGCGGCGAGGAAGCUGUGGAGUCUGGAGACCGGCGCCGCCCCCGCCUCCGCCCACCUGGGCCAAGCGCACGAGAACGCGUUCCGGCGGCUGGCCGCGCCUGCCUCGAUCGAUGACGCAUCCGGCGCAACGGCGGCGGCCGUGGCCGCCAUUCAUCGCUGGACGCCGGGGUGGCGCCGGCCGCAAGGUUGUGGAAACGGGAAGUACCUCGGGGUCAACCCCCUGGUGUUCAAGGUGGGGGUCGACCGGUGCUGCAGUCUGGCCGAAGUGGCGCGGGAGAAGGACCACGAGGUGCUGAUGUGCGACAACCUGUCGCUGCCGUUCCGGGACGAGAGCUUCGACGCGGUGCUGUCGGUGGCCGUGGUGCACCACUUCGCCACCACGGAGCGCCGCGUGGGGGCGCUGCGCGAGCUGGCGCGCGUGCUGCGCAUCGGCGGCCGCCUCAUCAUCUCCGUCUGGGCCAUGGAGCAGCGCCACCGCAAGUUCGAGUCCCAGGACGUGCUGGUGCCGUGGCACCGGCCGCAGCAGCUGAGCACGCCCUCCCUGGAGCUGACGUCGACGACGACGACGACGACGUCCGAGGAGGAGGAGGGUCCGCCGCCCUACCACGCCUACACUCAGACCUCGGACAGCGACUCCUGCCGAUCGCACAGGAGUCCUCGGCGGCGCGGCAGGACUCGGCACAAGGGGCGCUCCAUCGACCCCGCGGCGCCCAGCUCCUCGCCCAGCUCCUCUAGCCUCUCCAGCCCCAACGAGACCUGCUACAGCUUCGUCCGCAGGGCGCUACAGAAGCUGGCUGGCGGCAAGCGCAGCGGCUCGAGCAGCCGGCCCUGGUUCCUGGACUCGUGGAGUUCGUGCACCAAGGAGUCGCCGGCGGGCACGGGCCAGCGGUGCUGUGAGGAGUGUGGCCAGCCGGACUGCGCGGGGGCCAACAACGACGCCGCAGAGGACAUCCAGGACCUGCCCAUCGAGCUGCGGCGCCUGGAGGAGGAUGGCAGCGGCAGCGGUAGCGGGGGCGGAGGCGGGAACGGCCUGCAGCCGGAGGUGGCGCCCCAACGGCGGCAGACGCUGGCCUGCGCGCGCCGCCCCCACCUCGCGGCCUCCGGAGCCCUCGCCCACCUGCCGCCGCCCCCGCAGCUCAACUACAAGUCCAAGAGCCUCAGCGACAUCCUCACCGUGGGACAGCGCGGCAUCGUCAGGUCGCGGUCGAGCGUGCCCAGCCUGGCGGCGGGCGACUGCGCGCUGUCGCUGUCGCUGCCCGCGGGCGGCGGGCGGGCCUCCCUGGCCAAGCCGCGCCUCGUCAAGCAGAAGCAGUCGCUGUGCGACGACGAGGCGCGCGAGGAGGCCGAGGAGGGCGAGGACCCCAGCGACCUGCGCGACCUCGUCAAAGCGCUGCCCGAGUUCAAGGUGUCGGCGGGCGGGGUCCGUCGCUGCGGGAACGUGUUCAAGCAGAGCUCGAUGAACGAGGAGCUGAUGAUGUCGACGGAGCGGCUGCGCGAGAAGGAGCGCGUGCGGCAGAACAUCCAGAAGCAGGCGUCGCUCAACGAGGAGCUCAUCUACCGCCGCCACCGCACGCUCGACUCGCUGCGUGACACCUUCUUCUCCACGUCCACCGCCAAGCGCUUCCAGCUGCUCAAGAACGGCCUCACCAGCAAGAUCAAGAGCUCCACCACCGGCAUCGAGAAGGUGGCCGGGUCGUCCUUCAAGAACGGCUUCGUGCGGAUCCUGCAAGGCUGGAAGGGCGGCGAAGCGGCGGCGGGGGCGCAGCCGCCGCCCUCCCCCACGCCGGCCUCCGGCUCCUCCUUCGACGCGCUGUCGCCUCGCACGCCGCCCCCGGACUCGAAGAAGCCUCUUCAUUUGAGUGUAAUGGGCGGCGUGAACAACAGCAACUGCUGCGAGGCGUCCAGCCGGCCGGGCGAGCGGCGGCACUCCAGGGAGGACGGCUCCGACUCGUCCAAAGACUCCAGCCUGCAGAGCGACACCAGCGUCGACUCGGAGGACAGCUUCGCGUCCGUCAUCUACGUGCCCAAGUCUGACCAGCAGCAGCAGCCGCAGCGCCUGCGGCAGGUGCAGGAGAUGCUCCGGACGCGAAUCACGCCUCUGGCGUCGCGAUCAUCAGGCGGGGGCUCGUCGCGGCCCAUGUUCCCGCUGGUGCGGCGAUCGUCGACGGCGGGCACUGGGGCCAGGCCGGAGCCGCUGGCGCGCCCGCUGCCUCGCCUGCUCUCGCUGGAGCUCUUCAACCCAGAGACGGACGACAUGGACAGCGACUCCAGCGGCGUCUCCUCCCCGGACUCCGUGAGCUCCGUCAUCAGCGUCCUCACCGAGGAACCCGCCCAGCCGGCAGACGAUGCAGCAGGGGCGGUGCGCAGCAGCGCUGACAGUGCGCCCGCCACCUCCGAGGCGCAUCCCCACCCCCGCACACCGUCGCCGCCCCCGCCGGCGCCCACGCUCCAGCCACCGCCAGCCCCGCCGCCUACACUCCCCGCAGAGGACGAGCUGGCGGCCCCCGUGGCGGCCGCAGUCGCCUCCCCGUCGUCGCUGAGCCUGCUGGAGGCUGCGGCGGACGUGGCCAGCUCCCUGGAAGACGCGGUCGACGCCGUCAUCCAGUCGAGCCCGCGCGCGCGCCGCCGCAACGCCACCGGCAGCCGCCGCGUCAGCCCCCGACGCGAGGCACCUUCCGCCCCCGCCGCCACCGCUCCCGCCCCCGGCUGGCCGGCGGAGGGCGGCGACGAGAGCUGCCGGCAGCACCUGGCGGACUUUGCGGAGAAGCUGAGCGAGAAGCUGCUCGAGGAGAUCGACCAGUACCGCGCGGAACGCAGCCGACCCGCGGACGACCCCUACCUGUCGCGGCUCAGUGAGGAGCUGCACGACCUCAGCCGGCUCAGCGAAGAGUUGCACGAGCGCAACUCCUUCAUCGCCAGCCUCAACGAGAGCUCCGACCGGAGGAUCCUCGAAGAUCUGAAGAACUUCAGCUGGGAGGCGAGCAGGCGGCACCGCUCCGCGACACUCGCGGGCACCCCGGAGGCCGACGGGCGGCGAGAGGGCGCCGCGCCGGAACCGGAGACCCGGCGCCGUGACGGCGGGCCCGUGUCCGAGGACGUGGCGCUCGAGUCCUACUCGAGGCAGACGAGCGCCGACCUGACGGACGAGCUGGAGGACGAGGAGGAGGAAGUGUCCCCACCUCCCCCGCAGCACCCGCCCCCUCCGCCGCCGCCGCCGCCCCCGCAGUUGCGCUCCGGCCUCUCUCUCGAGUCGAGCAGCGACGCGAGUGACGGGCUGCCCACGGCGAGCACCGCGUCGCUCAGUGACGGCAGCGGGGGCAGGGGGCGUGUCGGGGGGGCGUCUUCGUCCGAGGAAGCGCUGCCGCCCCCGCCGCCCCCGGAAGACCUCCCGAAGACGGAGUCGUGCGCCUCGUCGCUGAGCGGCUCGACGUCGCAGGAGUCGCUGCCGUCGGACGGCGGCGGCGCCAUCACCUUCCACCGCUACUACCACGUGUUCCGCGAGGGCGAGUUGGACCAGCUCAUCGAGCGAUACGUCGAAAACUUGCACAUCAUCUCGUCCUAUUACGACCACGCCAACUGGUGUGUAGUGGCGGAGAAGGUCCAGGUGUGGACUAUCUGA
This is a messenger RNA of Schistocerca cancellata (South American locust), 3846 nucleotides long. RefSeq names its product proteoglycan 4 (gene fid). NCBI's taxonomy places the organism in Eukaryota, Metazoa, Arthropoda, Insecta, Orthoptera, Acrididae. The record is from RefSeq and is a predicted model, not a curated record. The coding region runs from base 1 to 3846 and encodes 1281 amino acids. Gene Ontology annotation, cellular component: nucleus; cytoplasm. Gene Ontology annotation, biological process: tRNA wobble uridine modification. Gene Ontology annotation, molecular function: tRNA binding; S-adenosylmethionine-dependent methyltransferase activity. The transcript has 22 exons.